Solanum dulcamara is the source of this 1135-nucleotide messenger RNA. RefSeq names its product glutaredoxin-C9-like. The record is from RefSeq and is a predicted model, not a curated record. The transcript has a single exon. NCBI's taxonomy places the organism in Eukaryota, Viridiplantae, Streptophyta, Magnoliopsida, Solanales, Solanaceae. The coding region runs from base 359 to 742 and encodes 127 amino acids.
UGUCAUCCCUUUUCUAUUUCUUUGUCUUUAAUUACAUACAUAUUCUAAAAAGGCAAAAGGUAGAAGAAAGGCAUGCAAUUAAAGUAGAUGAUUGGGAAAGGAUCAAUCGUACUGCGCCUUGUUUGCUGCUGCUCUUGUAAAAAUUAGGAAAUAUCAAACCCCGUCAGAAUUUGCCGGGUUCAGCUACUAUGUCCCUAACCAUAAUAUACCCCCUACCCCCCACCAAUGGACCCCCUAUACCCCCACUACUCUUUCUUCCCCUCCUAUAAAUUAAAACUCAAUCUUUAUUCUAUGCAAAUCCCUAACAAACAAAUUUCUUCUCAAGAAAAAGAAAACUCCUUUUUUUGUCCAUUACAAAAUGCAGGUAGUGAAGGAGUCGUCAUCUUCUAUGAGAAUCGUUGGAGAAUCAAGAAUGGAGUCGGUAUACGAGAGGGUACGGUUCUUGGUCUCGGGUAAUGCGGUGGUGGUUUUCACUAUGAGUGGUUGUUGCAUGUGUCACGUUGUGAAGCAGCUCCUAUUCGGGCUUGGUGUGGGACCCACUAUUGUCGAGCUCGAUAGGGAUGCUGCUGGGAAGGAAAUUCAUGCUUUGUUGUUUCAACUAGCAGGGGAUGGCCAGCAGCAACCUGUGCCGGCCGUCUUCGUUGGUGGGAAAUUCUUGGGAGGAAUUGAAACAGUUAUGGCUUGUCAUAUAAAUGGUACACUUGUUCCUCUACUCAAAGAAGCCGGAGCGCUCUGGCUUUGAACUUUAAAUCUUGAAUCCGUUUCAUAUACUAUUAGUAAAGGGAGACAAAAGAGUCUGAUACUAGAUGUCUAGUAUUGCUCUUUUUGUUAUUUUUUUUCUUGGUUGAGGAAUUAAGGGAAAAAAAGAGAGAAGAAAUUAGGGUUUGUUGUAUUUUAUAAUGACUUACUCUAUAUAUUAUCUUGGAUUUCAAUGAAUCAUGUAUGUAAUCUGAAUAUGUUUUGUCUUAGUUUUAUCUUCAUCAUUGGUGCAAUAUUAUUUGGAGUUAUGAGGUUUACUAGUACUAGAGAGAAGGGAGAUAAAAGGGACUGUUUAAUUUCCCUUUUUCACCUUGCUGUCUGCCUGUCGGAAAGAAAGGAUACAGAAACUUUAUAAAAACUAGUUAACUAUGCAUAU